This is a messenger RNA of Suillus bovinus, 1659 nucleotides long. Its product is annotated as cytochrome P450. The record is from RefSeq and is a predicted model, not a curated record. Gene Ontology annotation, molecular function: heme binding; oxidoreductase activity, acting on paired donors, with incorporation or reduction of molecular oxygen; monooxygenase activity. NCBI's taxonomy places the organism in Eukaryota, Fungi, Basidiomycota, Agaricomycetes, Boletales, Suillaceae. The coding region runs from base 1 to 1659 and encodes 552 amino acids. The transcript is spliced from 12 exons.
AUGGGUUUGUUGCAAAGUAGGCACUGCGGCAAGGACAUUUGGCUUGCCUUCAAGGAUCUUUGCCUGGUCUCGCCCCUGCCACGCUCAACGGCAGGUAUCGCGGUCGUGACACUGGCGUCUCUCUAUCUCCUACAAGUCUAUCGCCGAAAAAAACGAACGACGCCCAUACGAGGACCUCCGAGCCCAGGCUGGGUAUUUGGCUUUAGCAAGUCACGGCUGAAUUCUACCGCUGCAACUGAGCUGUACGAGCGUUGGGCCAAAGAGUACGGCCCAGUGUAUAAGGUUCCGGGUGUCUUUGGAAGCUCCAUGGUCAUAUUAUGGGACCCGAAAGCAAUCUCUCAUUUCUUUGCAAGAGACACAUGGUCGUAUAACCAAACUCCGUUCAACAAGAUCGCCCUUGAAGCAACGACCGGGAGAGGAGUGUUGUGGGCCGAUGGUGAAAGUCACAAAAGGCAGCGCAAGGCUCUCAACCCUCCCUUUACCGCGGCGGCUAUUCGUAGUUUGACAUAUGUUUUCCAUGAUGCCGCUCACAAGACAGCGAACGCUUGGGACGCUGAGAUAGAAUUGAACCAAAAAACACAUUGCGCAGUAAUUGAUGUUGAACGAUGGAUGAAUCAUAUCUCACUCGACAGUGCAGGCAUAGGCAUUCUUUCCCAUGACUUCGGCGCGCUCGAUGGAAAUGACUCCGAUGUCGUGAACGUCCUGAAUGCAUUUGGUUCAUCCACCCAUGUUUCCAGUAACUUGUUCAUAUUGGCACAAAACUUUCCUGCCAUUCUGAAGCUGCCAUUGCCUCGCACACAAUUCACCCGAAAGUUUCGCCUGAUAGUUGGCAAAGUAUGCGAGGAGAUGCUAUUGCGGACACGCAAGGAAAAGGAGACUGGCGGCGCUGAGCAAGGGGACAAAUCGUGUUUGGGUUUGCUCUUGAAAGCAGAGGGAUCUGGUGAGAGCACGGGACUGACUCCACAAGAAGUACUAGACGAGGCAAGGGUUCUCCUUCUCGCCGGCUUUGAGACCACUGCAGUCACUAUGACAUGGGCUUUAGUAGAACUUGCGAAGAAUCCAGACCUACAGGGGAAGCUUCGUGACGAGUGUCUAGAGUUUGGGCCAACCCCCUCAUAUGACGACCUCACGAAUAAGCUUCCUUACCUAGACGCUGUGGUGAACGAAGUUCUUCGCCUCCACGGACCAGUCAAAGAGAUCCCGCGAUUGGCUAUGCAAGAAGAUGUGAUUCCGCUCAGCGAACCCAUGCGCACAGCUAACGGUAACUUCACCGAGAGCGUAUGUAUCCCGAAGGGAACUGUGAUCGUGGUCCCGUUCGCUGCACUCAAUUGUUCCAUUAGCAUGUGGGGCCCUGACGCAGAGGCGUUCAAACCUUCUCGGUGGUUUGAAGGGGACGAGGGUACGCUUGGGGCCAGAGAAAACCUGCAUGGGUACCGUCAUUUAAUGACAUUCGGCGAUGGAGCGCGGAUGUGCCUAGGGAGACUAUUUGCGUUGACAGAGUUCAAGGCUGUGCUGUUCGUCCUUGUGCGAAAAUUUGUGUUUGAGAUGAUGGAUGGCCCUGGAGCGCAGAUUGUGGAGGGUUUGGGCACUUUACCAAGGCCGGGAGUUGUUGGGAAUGCUGGAAGUGCGCCUCUCCGGGUGCGUCGCUAUGAGGUUUGA